Molecule: messenger RNA, 1955 nt
Organism: Musa acuminata AAA Group (dessert banana)
Lineage: Eukaryota; Viridiplantae; Streptophyta; Magnoliopsida; Zingiberales; Musaceae
Product: protein DETOXIFICATION 41-like
Exons: 7
Coding region: 49-1644 (531 amino acids)
Biological process (GO): xenobiotic detoxification by transmembrane export across the plasma membrane
Cellular component (GO): vacuolar membrane
Molecular function (GO): xenobiotic transmembrane transporter activity; antiporter activity
Source: RefSeq, a predicted model, not a curated record
GAGGUGGCGGUGAGAGGUGAGAGGUGAGAGGUGUGAGGGAGGACGGAGAUGGCGGAGAACGGGGUAUACGGAGAAAGAGGAAGCCUCGCGCCGCUGCUCGACAUCGACGAGUCGUCGCGGGUGUCGGAGGAGCUGCUGGAGUGGGAGCCGGUGCCGUGCAACGCGCGAUGGCGGCUGGCGGUGUGGGAGUCCAAGAACCUGUGGCGUCUCUCCUGGGCCUCCAUCGUCAUCCAGCUCUUCAACUUCAUGCUCAGCCUCGUCACCCAGAUGUUCGUCGGCCACCUUGGGUCCCUCGACCUCGCCGGCGCCUCCAUCAUCAACGUCGGCAUCCAAGGACUCGCCUUCGGGAUCAUGCUCGGGAUGGCGAGCGCGGUGCAAACAGUCUGCGGCCAAGCAUUCGGCGCCAAGAAGUACCGAGCCAUGGGCGUCAUCUGCCAGCGAGCCCUGGUGCUCCACCUCGUCGCCGCCAUCCUCCUCAGCUUCAUCUACUGGUUCUCCGGCCCGAUCUUACGCGCCAUCGGCCAGUCGGACUCGAUAGCCAAGGUGGGGCAGCUCUACGCCCGCGGCCUGCUCCCGCAGCUCAUCGCCUUCGCCCUCUACUGCCCCAUGCAGCGUUUCCUCCAGGCUCAGAACAUCGUCAACCCCAUGGCCUACAUCGCCGUGGGCGUCCUCCUCUUCCAUAUCCUCAUCUCUUGGCUGGCCGUCUUCGUGCUCGACUUCGGCCUCCUCGGUGCUUCCCUCACCCUCUCCAUCUCCUGGUGGGUGCUCGUGUUGGUCACAUGGAGCUACAUACUCUUCAGCCCUUCUUGCAAGGAGACAUGGACUGGGCUCUCCAUGAAGGCCUUCCGAGGACUUUGGCCCUACCUCAAGCUUACUAUUUCAUCAGCCAUCAUGCUGGUCUUGGAAGUUUGGUACAUCCAAGGGCUUGUGCUCAUCACAGGCUACCUGCCAAGUCCAGAGAUUUCACUCGAUGCCAUUUCCAUAUGUGUCAAUUACUGGAACUGGGACUUCAUGAUCAUGCUGGGGUUAAGCAAUGCAGCCAGCGUUCGGAUCGGCAACGAGCUCGGUGCUGCUCAUCCGAGAGUCGCCAAGUUCGCCGUCAUCGUCGUCGUCACCACCAGCCUCAUCAUCAGCUUGUUCGUCAGCGUGCUGGUCAUGUUACUCCGCACUCCCUUGAGCAAGCUCUACACCAACAGCACUGAUGUCAUAAAGGCAGUCAUCAACCUAACACCCCUGCUUGCAAUCUCGAUCUUCUUGAAUGGAGUUCAACCCAUCCUCUCAGGAGUUGCUAUUGGGAGCGGAUGGCAAGCCAUAGUUGCCUAUGUGAAUGUGGGGGCUUAUUAUCUUGUGGGACUUCCCAUUGGAUGUGUUCUUGGAUUCAAGACCAAUCUAGGAGCUGCUGUAAGCGCCGUCUCCGCAUACCGUGACAUCAUUUCUCGAGGCACAUGCUUGUUAAUGUCAAUCUUUGUUCCUUCUUUUUCUCAGGGAAUAUGGUGGGGUUUGAUCAUCGGAGUCUUUGUUCAGACAGUGACUCUCAUUGUCAUCACUGCCAGGACAAACUGGAACGAUGAGGUCGAUAAAGCGAUCGAACGCUUGAAGCACACCGCAGCUGAAGACACACUUGCUAUUACCGACAUCGAAUGAACGAUCGGUCUGUUGUUGUGAGUUGUGGACGACACAGUUUUGUUGCUCUGUCCUGUAAUAAGUCACAGCGCUAGUCAUCUUUCUGUUGUAGCCAAUUUUCAUCGGGGAAGAAAUCAGUACCGAAACCAAAUCGCAUGCUCAAAAGGUUACAUGGAAGCCAAAAAAUCCAACUCUGGCAUUAUUGAUCGUAGUUUGGAUGUGCCUUUUUGUCAAGCUAUAUCAAAAUAAUGUUGGGGAUAGAGACAGAAGAUGAUUAUUAUGUACAAUUUUGGCAUUGCCUAAGAUUCUGAGACAGACUUUUCUUCAGAAAA